CAAAGAAGCAGAAUAAGAAAUUUUGUUCGGUUUCUUGAAAUCCAGCUAAUAUUGAAACAAAAUAUUACUCCAAAAUAUCCGAAAUAAAGAAAGAGAUUUUUGUGGUGUGAAAAAGUUAAAAAUAUUUGGUAGACAGCAUUACAGUUGAGAGAGAGAGACUUGUUGUAGCUUUGAUCAUCUCGCUUGCACUUAAUGAUCUACGCCUGUCGGUAAAAAGAUAGCUAUAUCACAAAAUAUAGCAACAUGCAAUUCAAUAAUGUGAUUCAAUUCUUUCCAAUUACUUACAACAAGAAAACAAAAAAGGAGCAGAGGAAAACGAGAGAGAAAGAGAGAGAGAGUCAUUAUGACCUUCUACUUGCUUGUCGUUUAGGGUUUGAUCCAAAUUCAUAGCAUUGAAAAACCCAAAAGAUUAAACAGUGAAAAUCCUCUGUAUCUGUCGGUUCUUUUCUUGGAGGAAAAAAAUUCAGAGCAAUCUACUUGGAAAGAAUUUGCAUGCAGCCAAGAACAACAAGGCUGUUGACCAAAUUGAAGAUGUGGGAUUGUGUCAAAAUCUUGUCUUGAUGAAACAUGGAAUUCAGCUCUACAAACUGCAAAAUGCGCAUUCUUGCUGGGUUUCUUGCUUGCAUUUUGGUAAGGGUUCACACCUUCACCGACGAGAAUGAUUUCAAGAUUCUGAAUGAUUUCGUGGAUGGGCUGAGUAAUCCGGAGCUCUUGAAAUGGCCCGAAAAUGGCGAUGAUCCAUGUGGGCCCCCUGCAUGGCCUCAUCUGGUCUGCUCCAAUGGCAGAGUCACUCAGAUUCAGGUACAAAAUCUUGGAUUAGAGGGGCCUUUACCCCCAAAUCUGAAUCAAUUGGAGAAACUCGAGAAUGUAGGCCUUCAGAGGAAUAGGUUCAACGGUGAUUUGCCAAGUUUUAGUGGAUUAUCCAACCUGCAAUUUGCAUACCUAGAUUUUAAUGAAUUUGAAACAAUCCCUCUUGAUUUCUUCAAUGGGCUUAGUAGCAUUCGUGUGUUGGCUUUAGAUGAUAAUCCCUUUAACAAGAGCUCUGGUUGGAUUAUACCUAGUGAGUUAGCAGAGUGUUCCCAGUUGGUGAACUUCUCUUGCUCGUCUUGCAAUAUAGUUGGCCCUCUGCCUGAUUUCUUUGGCAAGUUCCCCUCCCUCGAUUCGUUGAGGUUGUCGUAUAAUAGGCUGAGUGGCGCUAUACCAUCCACUUUUAGUGACUCAAUGCUGCAGGUUUUGUGGUUGAAUGAUCAAGAUGGAGAUGGCAUGACCGGUCCCAUUGAUGUAAUCGCGACUCUGCUUGGCCUAACCGUGGCCUGGCUCCACGGUAACCACUUCUCUGGACCGAUCCCUGAUGGUAUCGGGCGUUUGACCUCCUUGAGAGAGCUCAACCUCAACAGGAAUCGCCUCGUUGGGCUGAUUCCUGCAGGCUUGGCUAAUAUGAACCUUCAUCUCUUGAAUUUGAACAAUAAUAUGUUGAUGGGUCCAAUCCCAAAGUUUAAAGCUGCAAAUGUGUCUUAUGCGUUCAAUUCCUUCUGUCAAUCUGAUGAGGGCGAGCCGUGUGCUCCUGAGGUGAACGCCCUUUUAGAUUUUCUUCGUGAUGUGGAUUAUCCGGAAAGGCUUGCAUCCGAGUGGUCGGGGAAUGAUCCCUGUGCAGGGCCUUGGUGGGGGAUUAGUUGUAGUUUGGGGAAGGUUUCUGUUGUGAAUUUGCAAAAACUCCGGCUUAAUGGCACGCUUAGCCCUUCACUCGGGAACUUGUCUUCACUUCUUGAAGUUCAUUUGGAAGGAAAUGAUCUGCACGGCCGAGUUCCUGCAAGCCUAGCUCAGCUGGGAUCACUGAGGUUGUUGAACUUAAGUGGGAGCAAGUUUGAGCCUCCGUUGCCAAGAUUUCGUGAUGGUGUGCGCGUCAUCAUUGAUGGCUUUCCACCGCUGCAGCCUGCUAAACCACCUGCUAAACCACCCAAGCAAUCUCCAUCACCAGCUGCUCUGCCGCAGCUUCCCCCUUCUUCUCCAGACAAGGGUCCGCGAUCUCCAUCUCAUGGUCCUUCAUCCGGUAACGAUCAGCAACCAUCUAAAGAUGCUCCACCGUCGUCUAGCAAGGCUGCUGCUGUAAAUGAGCAGAAAAAUGCAAGCUCUAUAAAAUCAGGAGUAGCGAUGGUUGCAGCUGUAGUCUCCGUUGUUUCGCUUCUUCUUGCAGGCCUAUUGGUCGUCUGCUAUCAUAGAAGGAGAAGAAGGGCGGCAAUCCCUGCUUCCGGUUUUGUGGUUCAUCCUAGAGAAUCACCAGAUAGUGGUGACACGACGAAGAUUUCAGUGGUGAAGUGCUCUGCCGUGGUGGUUAAGAGUGGCGGAUUGGACAACUCUACUAAGGUGAGUGAGGCCGGGAAACUGCUGAUACCUCUUGAGGAGCUUCGUAAAGUAACCAACAAUUUCGCACAAGAGAACGAGCUGGGACGUGGAGGCUUUGGGGUGGUUUACAAGGGGAUGCUGGACGAUGGCACGAGAGUAGCAGUUAAGAGGAUGGUGGUUGCAGCGGUGAGUAACAAGGCGUUGGAUGAAUUCCAAUCAGAAAUCGCAGUGCUUUCAAAUGUUCGCCACCGUCACCUUGUAACCCUCGUAGGAUACUCUGCUGAGGGAGACGAGAGGCUUCUCGUAUACGAGUAUCUGCCUCAGGGCGCUCUCAGCAGACAUCUUUUCCGUUGGAGUAAGCUAGGUUUGGCGCCUUUGUCAUGGACGACAAGGCUUGUGAUUGCUCUCGAUGUUGCUAGAGGAGUCGAGUAUCUCCACAGCUUGGCCCAGCACAGCUUCAUCCACCGUGACCUCAAAUCGUCCAACAUUCUUCUUGACGAUGAUUUCAGAGCAAAAGUGUCGGAUUUCGGAUUGGUGAAGCUGGCUCCGGACAGAGAGAGCUCCAUUCCUACUAAACUUGCCGGAACGUUCGGAUACCUUGCACCCGAAUACGCUGUGACGGGGAAGAUUACCACGAAGGUGGACGUGUUCAGCUUUGGCGUGGUGCUGAUGGAGCUCCUGACGGGGCUAGUGGCACUUGACGAGCAACGGGGUGAGGAGAAUCGAUACUUGGCAGAGUGGUUUUGGCAGAUGAAAUCGGACAAGAGGUCGCUGAUCGCCUCCCUAGACCCUGCUCUGGAGGCGAAAGAGGACAUGUACGACACAAUCUACACGAUAGCAGAGCUGGCCGGGCACUGCACUGCACGGGACCCUAACCAUCGGCCUGAGAUGGGGCACGCUGUGAACGUGCUGGCUCAGUCGUUGGCCGGGAAGUGGGAACCGUGCAAGGAGAGCGACGAGUUCUGCGGCAUAAACAUGUCGCUGCCUCUGUCGCAGAUGCUAAAGAGGUGGCAAGAAGAAGCUGCUGAUCAGAGCCAGGAUAGCAAAGGUAGCAUUCCUGCUAAGCCAUCAGGCUUUGCAGACUCCUUCACUUCUGCUGAUGCUCGCUAACUCUAUGAAUCUCUUCUUACUAUGCUAUGUAUAUAAUACUACCACACAAUAUCACCUUACAAAAUUCUUCAUCAACUCAACGAGUGUUUUGCUCAUGGUAUGUGACAUGUGAUGGUGAUGUUUUUGUGUUGAAAACUAAAGGAGAAUUUAGCCAUUUGUUUGAA
Molecule: messenger RNA, 3617 nt
Organism: Salvia miltiorrhiza (redroot sage)
Lineage: Eukaryota; Viridiplantae; Streptophyta; Magnoliopsida; Lamiales; Lamiaceae
Product: receptor protein kinase TMK1-like
Exons: 3
Coding region: 568-3453 (961 amino acids)
Biological process (GO): protein phosphorylation
Molecular function (GO): protein kinase activity; ATP binding; protein binding
Source: RefSeq, a predicted model, not a curated record